Cylas formicarius (sweet potato weevil) is the source of this 2476-nucleotide messenger RNA. Its product is annotated as CREB-H transcription factor homolog let-607-like. The transcript has 5 exons. The coding region runs from base 336 to 1979 and encodes 547 amino acids. The record is from RefSeq and is a predicted model, not a curated record. Gene Ontology annotation, biological process: regulation of transcription by RNA polymerase II. Lineage: Eukaryota; Metazoa; Arthropoda; Insecta; Coleoptera; Brentidae. Gene Ontology annotation, molecular function: RNA polymerase II cis-regulatory region sequence-specific DNA binding; DNA-binding transcription factor activity, RNA polymerase II-specific. Gene Ontology annotation, cellular component: nucleus.
UAAUAAAUAUAACGAUUUUAUAAUUGUUGAAAUUAAGAUUAUCUAUGGGGUAUAUUUCUCAUUAAGCCGCUCAUUUGCGGACUUUCUCUAGUCGGUAUCGCCAAUCAUGUCACCCGUUUUACUUUUGGUACUCCAAAUUUCUUACGUUCACUAAUUUUUAUAUCAGGUGCGAUCUUUUCGAUGACGUAGCUUCCACGCUGGCGGAGCUCAUUUCAUCGGCGUAGUUCCUUCUAACAUACUUACAUGUAAUUCUCGGAAAACUGGGUGAAAAGUGCAAUUUUUCAAACAAUAGUUUUAUAAAAUGGGGUGCCUAUUGCUAAAGUGAACCAAAAAAAAUGGAUAUAGAAGAUACGUUAUACUCAAGCGGUGAAGAAGGAACUAGCAAUAUGGAUAAUAUGGAUAUCUUGCUGAAUUGUGACGAAACGGAACUUAUGACCUCGGAUUUCUUUGAUUCUGUUUUGUCACUGGAAAAUAACUUGGAAGAAGAUACUUUCUUCACAAAUUUAGAUGAAGACGUAAAUAUUUUAAAUGACAAUAGUCAGAGCGAUGGAGUUUUAUCUCCACAAAGUUAUUGUUCAGAGAGUGAUAAAAACAGUACUUACAGUACAGAAAACAUAGACGAAUCAACUUCAACUAUAAACAGCAUCGAUGGAUUUGACGAUCCAAUAUUUUUGUCAUUGCUGGAUCCUGCUUCUAGUCAACAAAUGGAGUCAAAAAAUAUUCCUGUCAUUAAAUCAUCACCUAUAACAACUCUGCAGAAGCCUACUAAAAUUUUAAUUCAAAAUCCUUCGAAUAAAAAGUUUAUCGCCAAACCAAUUUUAAGUGCAGCGCAUCUCAAAAAGCAGCCUCCAAAUUCCAAGGCCCAAAUCUUAAAAGUACAGCAGUUUUCUAACAAUGGCAGACCUGUUUUGUUGCCUUUAAGCGUUAAAAGUAUUAAGAUAUUGAAUUCUGCAUCGGAUAUUGCUUCUUUGGGGACAAUCAACAGAAGAAAAGUAGAGUCAGUACAAGCAACAUCAUCUGCUGAUGAAGACGACACUCACGUAGUAUCUUCGACCAAUAACCAGUAUCCAUUGUUGAAUUUAACUAAUGAAGAAAAGCGUCUGUUGGCCAAAGAGGGGAUUCAAUUGCCCACGCAUCAUCCGUUGACAAAGAAUGAAGAAAGGGAAUUAAAAAGGAUAAGGAGAAAAAUCCGCAACAAGAUCUCAGCUCAAGAUUCAAGGAAGAGAAAAAAGGAAUAUGUUGAUGGACUGGAAGAGAGGGUGAAACGUGGCUCAGAAGAAAAUAAAAACCUACUGCAAAGGGUUAAAGAACUGCAACGGCAGAACAGAAAUCUUAUUGCCCAUGUCAACAGGUUGCAAGCACUUAUUUGCAAUUCGACAACAUCGAAAGCUACGCCCUCGACUUGUCUAAUGGUGGUUUUGUUAUCUGCUUUAUUGGUUUCCCUUCCUAAUAUGCGUUUAUUUGAAAAUAAACAGAUGUCUACAGAUAGCGAGCAAGUCAGUAUAAGAAGAUCGCUUUUGAGCAGCCAACAGGCCACAGAAGAUGAUUUGAACAUGGAGGAGUUCUUAAUUUUUAAAGAUGACGAGUCAGAGGUCGAUGCUAAAUUCGGGGAAGAUGUCCUUGAUAUUGAGAACUCUACAGAUAAGGAGUUUUCAAAGAUACUGGAAGAAAUGGGGAAAAAAUACAAUGACUUCUUGGCUGAGAAGAAUCAAUCGGAGAACAUUUUUGGAAGUAUGUUUCAAACUGUUAAGAAUUUUCUAGAUAGGAAGAAGCCGGAAUUUUUUGAAAAAAAGCCACCUGAUUAUGGGGGGACAUAUAUAAAUAAGAGAGGUUUUAUUGAACCAGAUGUUGAUGAUUGUUCAGCAAAAGAGGAGAGUCCUCCAUUAAAAAGAGUGAGAUAUGUGACAGAAGGGUUCAAAGGUGAACAUGUAGUUUCAACCCUGGUUAAAAACUGUGGGAAUGAUCAAGUUAAACAGUAAAAAAUUAUAUAUUUCUAAUUUAUAUUUUUUUGUUAAUUUUGGUUUGCUAUAUAAAUUGUUCCUGUUAUAUUUUCUAUUUCAUAUAUUUGUCGCAUUCCAAACAAAAGGCUUUAUCCGUGUUUUUAUGUUAGGCUAAUUUCUCCCUUAUUCCAGACUGUUUUAAAUUUGAGAUGAGAUUUAUAUUAGUAUUUGUUUCUUGUUUCUCUUAUCUUGUGUGAGCUCGAGAUUUAAGAAUAUAUUCAGCAAAUUUUAUAGAUUGUAGGAAAAGUUUUUAAUAAAAUUGUAUUAGUUACUUUUAAAGACGUAUAUUUAUUUAUUUAUCAAACCCAAGAAUCAACAAAAUUUUAACUGUAAUCUUGUUCUUCAGGGUGUUUCAAAACAAAUGCCAAAAAUUUAAGGGGGUGCUUUCUUGUAUAAUAUAGAGGGUAAUUUAUUAUAUAAAUAUCGGGUCAAAAGCGCUAACUAUUAGGGAGAUAUCGCGCUACAAAUAUGGCGGA